Toxotes jaculatrix (banded archerfish) is the source of this 4130-nucleotide messenger RNA. RefSeq names its product coronin 2Aa (gene coro2aa). Bases 327 to 1883 code for a protein of 518 amino acids. Lineage: Eukaryota; Metazoa; Chordata; Actinopteri; Toxotidae. The transcript has 12 exons. Gene Ontology annotation, molecular function: actin filament binding. The record is from RefSeq and is a predicted model, not a curated record. Gene Ontology annotation, biological process: actin filament organization.
UGCCUUCAUGCUUCACACACACACCCACUGUCUCCUCUGACUGUCUGUCUGUUUGCACAUCAAAGAAGAAGCUCGGCUUGGACAGGACAUUAAGAUUUUGGACAGGCUGCUUGUGUAUGUUUGUAUGUGUGUGUGAGUGUGUGAAUGUGUGUGUUGCUGUGCAUGUGUGUGUGCUUAGAAGAAGAAAAGAAGCUCCAUGUGCUUGAGAUAAAGCAAGAAGAGGGAGUUUUCAUUCCUUUGCUUGUCACUCAGACAUAGAAACAUAACUUCUUCUCACUCAAGGACCUGCUGCUCCUUCUUGUGCCAGUGACGACUCACUCGACAGGAUGACAUGGCGUCCUCAGUACCGCAGCUCCAAGUUCCGCCACGUGUUCGGUAAGGCCGCCACCAAGGAGAGCUGCUAUGAUGGCGUGCCAAUCACACGCAGUGUCCAGGACAACAACUUCUGUGCUGUCAACCCACGUUUCCUGGCAGUCAUCACUGAGUGUGCCGGGGGAGGGGCCUUCCUGGUCCUGUCUGUCCAUCAUACAGGUAAAGUGGACCCUCACCACCCCAGAGUAUCAGGCCACAGAGGCAAUGUGUUAGACAUCAAGUGGAAUCCCUUUAAUGACUGCUGCAUUGCCUCCGGCUCCGAGGACACAACGGUGAAAGUGUGGGAAAUCCCUUCUCAUGGUCUGCUGAAGAACCUUACAGUACCAUGGAAGGAGCUUCAGGGUCACAGCCGCAGAGUGAGCCUCAUUGAGUGGCACCCGACUGCUAACAACAUCCUCUUCAGUACGGCCUAUGACUACCAGAUUAUGAUCUGGAACCUGGACUGUUCAGAGCAGGUGAUCAAGAACCCUGUGCGGACCAUCAGCCACCACACAGACGUGGUGCUCUCCAUGUCUUUCAACACAGACUGCAGCCUCCUCGCCACCACCUGCAAGGACAGGAAGGUCCGGCUGAUGGAGCCGCGCUCAGGAAACCUACUGCGGGAAGCCAACUGCAAGACACACAAAGCCAGUAAGGUGUUGGUCCUGGGUAACAUGAAGAUGCUCCUCACAUCAGGCACUUCACGCUGGAAUGAUCGACAGAUAGCUCUGUGGGAUCAGGAUGAUUUGUCAGUGCCUUUGUUAGAAGAGAACCUGGAUGGUUCUUCAGGAGUCCUCUUUCCGUUCUUCGACCCCGACACACACAUGCUCUACCUUGCUGGGAAGGGUGAUGGGAAUAUCAGGUACUACGAGAUCAGCUCAGAAAAACCAUACAUCCACUACCUAACAGAGUACCGCUCACACUUACCCCAGAAAGGAAUGGGUGUGAUGCCAAAGAGAGGCCUGGAUGUGAGCUCCUGUGAGGUGUUCAGGUUCUACAAACUGGUGACAAUCAAGAGUCUCAUUGAACCUUUAGCCAUGAUUGUACCCCGCAGGUCGGAGUCGUACCAAGAAGACAUCUAUCCAAUGACAGCUGGUAACAAGCCUGCUUUGACUGCAGAGGAGUGGCUCAGUGGCAUCGACAAAGGCCCAGUGUUGAUGUCUCUGAAGCCUGGAAGUCAAGUAGCAGAGUCGUAUUCGGAGAUGAGCAAAGGGCUGGGAAAUUCACUGGACACUCGCAGGUCUCAGAGCAGACCAGGCAUGCUACAGCUGGCAUACAUUCAGGACCAACUGGGAACCAAAGACAGCAAAGAGGACAGUGGCCAUACAGGCGAUGACAGGGGUCGGACGCCUGUAAGCAACGGAGAAGACCUCGCACUUUGCUCUCCACCGAGGACAGAAAACGAGUUACGUCUCAAGUUCCACAAGCAGCAGGAGGAAAUCCGACGCCUGAGGGACCUCCUCAACCAGAGAGAUGUGCGCAUCAAACAGCUGGAGCUGGAAAUUAAGAACAUCAAAAACUCCCAGUCUUAGAGCUCACUUUAAGAUUCUCCCAACCUACAGUCACCUUCACCUCCUCACAGGACACAUGCAUCACUAUACAAACUUACUAACCCUAUUUUGACACCACUGCACUCUUUGCAAGAUCCUGACUCACCUCUUUUCCUCUGAUGAGCCCCCCCAUACUCACUGCACAGUGGUGAUUUAAACCUCAACUUUGUGUUUGCAAUCUUUCGUUUUGUCAGUUCUACACGAGGUGCACAUAUUCUUUAUUCAUGUACAUACACUUAAAACACUGAGUCUUACCCAGCUGUAACAUGUUUUAAAACUCUUUGCACCUUUUGACCUGUCCCCAUUCCUUCCCCUUUCUUUUGUAUGCUUCACAGCUAUGCAAGUUUAUUGUAAUUUUUAGCUUUUUUAUGCUCUUUGUAGCAGAGAGAUAAAAGGAUGUUUGUGCCUGUCUUGACUGAAUGAUGUGGCUGUCUGCGUGUUGUUUGAAAGUUGUUGCAGGGCAGGAGCAGACAUUAUUUGCAAUUUAUUUUCUAUGUUUGGUGAUUGUUUUUUUUUCCUAUUAUGUAAACUACUGUAAGUGGAGAUGGCUGUGGUGUUUAACAUUCAGUAUGUGUGCUUGAGUGAGAGUGAGCUAAAUGAAUGACAGUAUCAUGAUCCCAGUUGUGUUCUGUCAUUCCAUUGAGCUGCAUUUGUUUUAUUUUUUUUUUCCGUUUUAUUUUUUUUAAUUUUUGAAUGACUGGAAAAUUGGUGGAAAAUCAAUCUGUUUCACAACAGCUAUUGUGUAAGCCAAUUCUGUAACUGAUGCCAUGUAGCAGCUUUGAUCUUAAUUUUUAUAUUUAUUUUAAAAUACAUUCAACAAAAAUACAGUUUAAUCAAGUACUUGAAUUCACAUUUGUAGUUUUGGAAAAUACAGCACACAAACUGUUUAAAGUCUGCUUGCUUUUUCCUGAUGUGAAGUCACUGUGAAGAAACAGUUUAAAGCCAUUGCAGAACCUGAGUACAUCACCACUGUCAGGUUAGCCUGUAUUUCACUACUGUAGCUUUCAGUCCAUUUCCAUUUCAAUGUAUUUUCCCAUAGAGUGCCUUUUUAUUGUUCCUUGUAAAAAGAUAAUUCAUGAUACUAGGGUUUUCUGUUCAUAUUUGAAGCUAACAGGAUACAACUCUGAUGAGGUAGUGAGGUCAGGAGCAAAGGAGAUGAUUUUAGUCAUGAGAUAAUACAAACUCCCGCCACUUUAUUAGGUACACCUUUACAAACUAAUGCAAUCCAGUACAACAGCUUUGCCAUGAAUUGUUCUUUUCACACAGCUUUAUUCACACAAUUUUCAGUUUUUGCUGACUUGAUAAUUCUACUAUAUGCUUAUUAUUGAGGUUGUAGUGUCUGGUGUUGAUGUUCUAGAGUGCAUUAUACUGAGAGGUGUUUCUAAUAUUUUGUCCCCUUUACAUACAUUAGGGGACAAAAUAUAGUGUACCUAAUAAAGUGGCCACGGAGUGUAAAUAUGUUUACUGCCUGAGAUUUUGCCAUACUGUUUAUACUGUGGAAGCUAUCCCAUUAAUAUUUUAGCAAUGUGAGCAGCUAUGUGUCAUCUGUCCAGUGAAAUGUCUCAACAUAGGCUGGCACAAAAUGUGGUGCAGACAUUUCAUGUUCCCUGAUGAUGUGUCCUAAUGACUUUGGUUAUCCCCUGACUUUCCUUGUAGCGCUACCACGAGGCUGACGUGUGGAUUUGAGUAAGUUGUCUCAAGAACUAUUACAUGGAUUGCCAUCAGAUUUGGUACAUUUGGUAUUAUUUUGGACAUUCGUCUCCCUCUGGAUAAAUUGUAAUGGCUUUGGUGAUCCUUUAACUUUAUCUAGCGGCGUCAUCAGGUCAGAAUUUUGACUUGUCCAAUACUAUGGUUAAUGACCAAACUAAUGACAUUCCCAUCAGCCUCAGGUGUACCAUGUUUAGUGGUAAUUUUCUGUUGUUUGCUAAGAUGCUAAUCCAACACUGGAACCAUUAACAUAUUAGCAUUGUCACUGUGAUUAUGUUAGCAUGCUGAUGUUAGCUUUUAACUCAAAGCACCACUGUGCCUAAGUACAGCCUCACAGAGCCUCUAGCAGGAUAGUUUAAUGGCAAUAUCUGAUUUUCAUGUGAUUUUUGCAUCAGUGUGAUGAAGUUUCUUAAUUUGUGAGGUAUAUAAUGCUUUGGAUUUGACAAAGAACAAGCAAACAAAAACAGACAUUCCUAACUUCCUUAUUUUACCCUUUUCAGUAAAUAUAUUGCAUGUAGAUAU